This is a messenger RNA of Sitophilus oryzae (rice weevil), 692 nucleotides long. RefSeq lists its product as uncharacterized. The record is from RefSeq and is a predicted model, not a curated record. Bases 185 to 508 code for a protein of 107 amino acids. The transcript is spliced from 2 exons. NCBI's taxonomy places the organism in Eukaryota, Metazoa, Arthropoda, Insecta, Coleoptera, Curculionidae.
AACACAAUUUUUAAUUUCUACAAAUAUUUUAAUAUUUUUAAUGAAAUUUUCUCUAACCAAUUUGGCAACACGGUAAUCUUCCGCUGUUUGCGAUAAGAAGAGAUCUUUCUCUACGGAUAAGAGCGAUAAGAACACCGCUAAAAGGUCAAGACAUGUCGUAACACAAAUCAGUUUGCUGCGAGACAUGAUGAAGUUCGCAUCUCAAUUAUUAAAAUUGGCUGGCGGUACCUUCAUCAAACUUCUAAUGGAUAAAUCGUACGAUCUGUGGACUGGAUUCCUUUCCAUGUCCAGGGCUGGACAAGCAAUCAUAGCUUCAAUCCUAUUGAUUACUUUUACAAUAGGAUUUUACUUCAUAUGCAAGAAAAAGAAGACCGCUAAAAGGAUAAGUAUGGACCUGCCAUUACCUGUUUAUUGUAGACGCGCCAUGUGUCCUGACAUUAGAUUAAAGAUCAUAGACAAAGAAGAAGAAAUGAUGGAAAAUGGAGGUCUCAUAGAACGAAACAAAUAAAACGGAGCUUCCUCAAAAUCAAGAAAAAAGAAAAAGGCUGUUAAUAUAUUUAUAUAUUUAUUUAUUUAUUACAAAUACCCUCUUGUAUCAAGAAUUCUAAAUUCUAAUUUUAUAAUGAUUAUGUUAAGGCAUUUUUAGCAUGUUUCCAUUUUGUAUUUUUAUAAAGUUACAAUUACAAACUUAU